Messenger RNA from Lathyrus sativus (Indian pea), 1176 nucleotides. NCBI's taxonomy places the organism in Eukaryota, Viridiplantae, Streptophyta, Magnoliopsida, Fabales, Fabaceae. The record is from the annotation of a GenBank genome assembly.
AUGGCUUCCUCUCACUUUCUUUGCAUUAACCAUGACAUCUCCGCUUUUCAAAAUCACUUCAGAACCAGACCAAAUGCCUCUCCCAACCUUCACUUUCAGACACCUCGUUUCCUCAAACUCAGAGUCAUGGCUUCUGACUCUUCUUCCACCAACUCUUCCAGGAAAAAACUGGAGAUUGUAUAUGACCCUGAUGAAAGGAUAAACAAGUUAGCUGAUAAAAUUGAUGAAGAUGCUCCCAUUUCAAGGCUUAAUUUGUUCUCUCCUUGCAAGAUAAAUGUUUUUCUCAGAAUGACUAACAAGAGGGAAGAUGGGUAUCAUGAUUUGGCAUCCCUAUUUCAUGUGAUAAGUCUAGGUGACACCCUUAAGUUCUCUUUGUCGCCUUCAAAUACCAAGGAUGCCUUGUCCACCAAUGUCUCUGGGGUGCCCCUUGAUGAUAAAAAUUUGAUUAUUAAGGCGCUUAAUCUUUACAGGAAGAAGACUGGUACUGAAAAGUUCUUUUGGAUUCAUUUGGAUAAAAAGGUUCCCACUGGGGCAGGGCUUGGUGGUGGAAGUAGUAAUGCUGCAACUGCACUAUGGGCAGCGAACCAGUUCAGUGGGUGUCCUGCCACAGAGAAAGAACUCCAAGAAUGGUCAAGUGAGAUUGGAUCAGAUGUUCCCUUUUUUUUCUCUCAGGGAGCAGCCUAUUGCACUGGUCGAGGUGAGAUUGUUCAGAAUAUUCCCCCUCUAGUAUCUUCGGAAAUUCCAAUGGUUCUCAUUAAGCCUCAAGAGGCGUGUUCAACUGCAGAAGUCUACAAGCGUCUACGGUUGGACCAGACUAGUAAUGUUGACCCGUCAAUAUUGCUGGAGAGAAUUUUAAGCAGUGGUAUAUCUCAAGAUGUUUGCAUUAAUGAUUUAGAACUUCCGGCAUUUGAAGUUCUACCUUCUCUCAAACGGCUGAAACAGCGAAUUACAGCAGCUGGUCGUGGAGACUAUGAUGCUGUCUUCAUGUCAGGAAGCGGAAGCACUAUUGUUGGAAUUGGUUCACCUGAUCCUCCACAAUUUCUUUAUGAUGAGGAUGAAUACCGGGACGUAUUCUUGUCAGAUGCAUAUUUUCUCACCAGAGAGGAAAAUGAGUGGUACAAAGAACCUGCUUCAAAUCCUUCUGCUUCUCAUUCAGCGGUUUCUGAAUCUGUUUAA